CUGUGUGUACAUAUUCCUGGGAAGGACUCGAUCAGAGUAAACGGGGACUCGAUCAGAGUGAACGGAUAUACAAAGCCUCCUUUUCUAUAUCUAUCCGAGACACAGCUCAACUGUGUCCUAAAUAGUAUCAGGCAGGUGGUGACUUUGAGAAUUUUGUACCCAGUUCCUGAGGACUGUCCUACCAUGCAGUGGCUGAUGAGAUUUCGGGUCAUCUGGGGCAUCCACAAGUCCUUCCAUGGCUUCCACACUGCCCCUUGGAAACUGCGCUUCCAAUCAUCAGGAGUAGGAGCCCCUAGGUGGAAUGACAAUGAUAUGCCUGAGGAAUUUAACUUUGCAAGCUAUGUGGUGGACUACUGGGCUCAGAUGGAGAAGGAGGGACAGAGAGAUCCAACCCCAGCCUUUUGGUGGAUAAAUGGUCGAGGAGAAGAAGUGAAGUGGAGCUUCGGAGAGGUAACAGACCUAACCCGCCGUGUAGCCAAUGUCUUCACACAGAACUGUGGCCUGCAGCAGGGGGACUAUUUGGCCGUGAUUCUGCCUCGAGUGCCUGAGUGGUGGCUGGUAGCCGUGGGCUGCAUGAGAGCAGGAAUCAUCUUCAUGCCAGGGACCACCCAGUUGAAAGUCAAGGACAUACUCUACCGCCUACAAAUGUCUAAAGCCAAGGGCAUUGUGACCACGGAUGACCUUGCCCCAGCGGUGGACUCUGUGGCUUCUGAGUGCCCAUCUCUGAAAAUCAAGCUCCUGGUAUCAGAUCAUAGCCGUAAAGGGUGGAUGGACUUCCGUUCACUGAUUAAAUCAGCAUCCCCAGAACACACCUGCAUUAAGUCAAAGGUCAUGGACCCAAUGACCAUCUUUUUCACCAGUGGGACUACAGGCUUCCCAAGAAUGGCGAAACACAGUCAUGGACUUGCCUUACGAUCUUCCCUUCCUUCAAGCAGGAAAUUACUGCAGCUGAAGACAUCUGACAUCUUAUGGUGCGUGUCGGACCCAGGCUGGAUUCUGGCUGUCUUUGGAUGCCUGUUGGAGCCGUGGACAUCAGGGUCUACAGUUUUCUCCCAUAAUCUGCCUCAGUUUGAUCCCAAGGUCAUUAUACAGACAUUGUCGGAAUACCCCAUCACCCAGUUCAUAGCUGCACCAAUGGUAUUUCGAAUGAUCCUACAGCAGAAAUUAACUAGGUUCCCCACCCUGGAGCACUGUUGUACUGGCGGGGAGGCCCUGCUGCCUGAGGUGCAUGAGCAAUGGAAACAACAGACGGGGCUUCUGCUUCAUGAGGUCUAUGGACAAUCAGAAACGGGACUAACUUGUGCUGUCUUCCGGGGAAUGAAGAUGAAACUGGGUUCCAUGGGCAAGGCCAUCUCACCCUAUGACGUCCAGAUCAUUGAUGGCAAGGGCAACAUCCUGCCUCCCAACACAGAAGGAAACAUUGGCAUCAGGAUGAAACCCACCAAGCCCUUUGGCCUCUUCAUGUGCUAUGAGAAUAACCCAGAGAAGACAGCUGAAGUGGAAUGUGGGGACUUUUAUAACACAGGGGACCGAGCGACUGUCGAUUCAGAUGGCUACUUCUGGUUCUUGGGCAGAAGCGAUGACGUGAUCAAUGCCUCUGGGUACCGCAUUGGGCCGGCAGAGGUGGAGAAUGCCUUGGCAGAACACCCAGCGGUGGCAGAGUCAGCCGUGGUGAGCAGCCCGGACUCAACUCGAGGAGAGGUGGUAAAGGCGUUUAUUGUCCUGACCCCACAAUUUCUGUCCCAUGACCGGGACCAGCUCACCAAGGAGCUGCAGGAGCAUGUGAAGUUGGUGACCGCCCCAUACAAGUAUCCAAGGAAGGUGGAGUUUGUCUCAGAGCUGCCCAAAACCGUCACUGGCAAGAUUAAACGGAAUGAACUUCGGAAAAAGGAGUCGGGUCAGAUGUAACCAGCAAUAAGCUCAGAACCUGCAGCAUGACCUUGGGGACAUUCCUGUUAACCUCAGUUUUUCCACUACAGUAGGGCUAUUGAGAGAGAUGACUUGGAAGGGUUUCAGGAGCACCAAAAUUCUGACAUUUUUGUUCUUAAAGGUAAUUUCAGUCACUGUGCUUCCUGCAAGUUCUCUAUUCCUUUCAGAUUGCACAGUUGAGUGCUUGGGUUGACCGAGAGGUAAUAAAAUACUAACACCAACAUCAA
Tupaia belangeri chinensis (Chinese tree shrew) is the source of this 2156-nucleotide messenger RNA. It is a transcript of the gene ACSM1, whose product is annotated as acyl-CoA synthetase medium chain family member 1. Gene Ontology annotation, cellular component: mitochondrial matrix. The record is from RefSeq and is a predicted model, not a curated record. NCBI's taxonomy places the organism in Eukaryota, Metazoa, Chordata, Mammalia, Scandentia, Tupaiidae. Gene Ontology annotation, biological process: fatty acid biosynthetic process; acyl-CoA metabolic process. The transcript is spliced from 14 exons. Bases 184 to 1908 code for a protein of 574 amino acids. Gene Ontology annotation, molecular function: fatty-acyl-CoA synthase activity; fatty acid ligase activity.